This is a messenger RNA of Ilex paraguariensis (yerba mate), 395 nucleotides long. NCBI's taxonomy places the organism in Eukaryota, Viridiplantae, Streptophyta, Magnoliopsida, Aquifoliales, Aquifoliaceae. The record is from the annotation of a GenBank genome assembly.
AUAGCUUCAAUCGGUGCUGCCUGCUACACGAUCGAUCGGUGCUGCCUGCUACACGAUCGAUCGGUGCUGCUCUCCCCUGCUUCGAUCGAUGCUGCUUCGAUCAGUGCUGCUCUCCACUACUACACGAUCGAUCGGUGCUCCUCUCCACUGCUACACGACGGAUUUGGUGCUGCUCUCCAUUGCUGCUCUCCACUGCUACACGAUCGGUACUGUUCUCCAGUGCUACACUCCAAGGCUUCGAGUUUUCGCUACUUGUACACCAUUGUUGUUGCUGGACUGAGGGUUUGGAGGGCUGGUCUGGACUGUGGAGGUUAGUCUCUUCUUCUUCUCUCUUCAAUUUUUUUUUCUUCUGUCUUCUGCUCCUUCACCGAUUCUGGUUUUUUUUUUUUUUUUUU